This is a messenger RNA of Cicer arietinum (chickpea), 3047 nucleotides long. RefSeq names its product protein TRANSPARENT TESTA 9-like. Gene Ontology annotation, biological process: vacuolar transport; endosomal transport; regulation of autophagosome maturation. Lineage: Eukaryota; Viridiplantae; Streptophyta; Magnoliopsida; Fabales; Fabaceae. Gene Ontology annotation, cellular component: late endosome; Golgi apparatus. The record is from RefSeq and is a predicted model, not a curated record.
CCCAAAAGUCUAAGAAGGGACGAGCGAUGAUAUGGCAAAACGGAAUUAUCCUUCAACUCCCAGCAGGGUCAGGGUGAUGACACUAAUCUCCAACACGUAGCUCUGCAUGGUUACUUCCACUUGCAAGUUUCAGAUGUUGAAAGGUUGUUGAACGGUUGUUACUUAUCACUUCAUUAUUACCAAACAGCCAAACCAAAACCACUCUGAAUUCAACCAUUCACUUUUUUCUUCUUCUCAUUCUACAAUGCAAAACACCGAAACUGCUUCUUCCACACGCUCCUCAACCUUCACAUUCCACAACGAGAUCUCAUCGUUCCCUUCAUUUUCAUUCCUCUUCUCACCGUCGCCAUGUUCGGCUCCUUCUGGCGAACUGUCGAUCGCUUCUCCGUUCAACAUUUCAAAUAUGUAAUUAGUGAGUUGCGGAAAAUCAAAGUUGUACACGAGCAUAAUAGGGAAUUUGUGGUGGAUUUAUUGCAAUGUAUUGUGGAGAUAGUAGCCUAUGGUGAUAGACAAGAUGCGUUGAUUUUUGAAUGUUUCAUGGAACAUCAAGUGCUUGCAGAGUUCCUUCGCUUACUUAAGACUAGUGAAAAUUCAAAGAUUGAAGCACCGCUUCUUCAAUAUCUGAGCAUAAUGAUUCAAAACAUGGAUAGUGAACAAGCACUUUACUAUUGCUUCAGCAAUGGUUACAUUAACAACAUUAUUUCGCACCCCUACAAAUUUGAUGGUGGAGACUUGGCUUCAUACUAUGUUUCUUUUCUAAGGGCAAUUAGUGGUAAAAUAAAUAGAGACACACUUUGCCUCCUUGUGAAGGUUCACGGGGAUGCUGUAAUCUCCUUUCCCUUGUACACCGAGGCUCUAAAAUUUGCUCAUCAUGAGGAAAAGAUGAUUCAGACAGCAAUACGUUCAUUAGUUCUCAAUAUAUACAAUGUUAGCGAUGACAUGGUAUAUCAAUUUAUAUUGACUCCUCCAGUUUCCGAGUAUUUCUCUGACCUAGUUCAUAGAUUAAGAGACAUAUGCUUCUGCUUAGAUGUUAUUCUAUAUGAUAAAGGGGAGAUGGAGACUCAAAAAAGAAGAAAUGGGCUGAUUCUUCAAUCUGAUAAAAUUGUGGAUGAACUGUACUACUUCAAAGACAUCCUUAGUGUUGGCGAGCCACGUUUGACAAGACUGGUUACUGAAAAUCUUCUGAACAGGCUUGUGUUUCCUGUACUGUUCUCAUCACUAGCUUCGAAGAAUAAUGGUGAACCAGGUUUAUCUGCUGUCACUUCACUAUAUAUUGUAUCAUGCCUUCUUCAAGUUGUUGGUGGAAGAAGCAUGAUUAACAAUGUCGCGUGUUUCAUCUUGUAUCAUUUUUUAAACUUAAAUGUGAGAGUUCACGGUGAAGGGAAUGGUUCUGAUGGCCAUGAUGAUGUUAAACUUUUUUUAAAGGGCUUGAGCGAAAAAAGAACUAUAUGUUAUGCUCCGGAGUUAAUUGGAGCUGAGAGCAUCUAUGGGAGCUAUUUAGGUGCUCAUUGGGAUGAUUUCAUGUCUUGUUUAAGUAAUGGCGAAUUUUGUUCCAAAAGGAGUGGAAUACUUGAAUUUGUCUUCUCUGAGGAUUGCAGCCUAUUGUUAGCUUUUACAUUUCUGUUGCUUAUUUUGGCAGAAAGUAAAGAUCUUGAUUGUUUCUUAUCUCCAAUGAUAGGGCUAUAUGGAACUCGGGAUGUGAGGAUUAUAAACGCCCUCCUUAAGGUUUUAGCCUUCCAGCAAUCCCUCUCUGCAAUGAUGCUAUGGCAUGUUGGAUGGUGCCUACGAAAGCUACUUAUCUUCCACAGAGAGGGACUUAAUAGUGAUAAUCUUCUCUUGUUCAAAACUUCAUAUGAUCAAUCUCGUGUAUGCUUUCUGAAAGAACUUGAUGGAAUUUGGUUUGAUCAUAUUCCAGAUGCAAUAAGAACUGAAUGGGCAAGCUGUAUAAGAGUUCUUGAACAAUCUUCCCAAUAUAAAGAUCCAUUAUUUUUGUUUGAGCUUGUUCUUCACCAACAAUCUACCAAUGGCGAAACAUCUUCGUACUUUGCUUGGCAAAGGAUGUAUAAUGCAAUGAAGGCAUUUAUUCUCCACUUCCAGCUGAACACACUCAUUUUCAAAAGUAUAUUGGUUGAGAAGCCAUUGUUGAACACUAUGGUCAGUUCAACCAAUGAUUCUGGAACAAACCGAACUUCAAAUGUUUCAUCUGCUAGCUUUGGGUCCAAUGUUUCUUUGGAAUCUGGAAUGCCAUGUGGAAUUGCAUUUUCAAAUUCUGCAAUUCGGGAUGUAUAUGUAAUACCAAUGGCAUGUGGAAUGAUUGGAAAAUUGCUUCUUGCAGAGAAACACCCAUUCCGCAGUCGACAUGGAGUUGUGAUUGCGAUCGCUCCACUGGCUGGGUUAUGUCCUAAAAUUGAUGAAGACCACCCCUCGUGGUUGCAUCUUAGAAUCAGAAAUUUUGAUCCACAGUUUUAUACAAUUAAAGCCAGAGACAACAAUCUGAGCAAGCCUGAUCAUUUGGCAGAUGGGAGAUGGACCCUCGGUUUCCCAAAUGAAAAAGCAUGUGAGGAAGCUCAAUUGGCGAUUCUAAAUGAAGUUACCAAGCAGAGAUCAGCAGUGGAAUACAUGCUUGCUCCAUUACUUCAGAAUGAUCUUGGAUUAGCUAUACACAAAGGUUAAGGUAGUUAAAGUUGUGUUAAUGAAUUUGUAUGGUUUUAUAUACAAUUUUCCCUUCUCAGAAUUAUUGCCUCUCAUUUUUAUGUUUUACUCGUCAAAUUGGUUUUAUAAUUUGGUUUUAUAAAUGGGAUAAGGUAAUAGCUCUGCAUGUUAGUGUGGAUUAUGCUAGUACCAUUACUUCCAACAAGCAAUAAGGUUUUAUAAAUGGGAUAAGGUUGAUGCUGCAUUGUAAUAAUUGACAGUUAAGUGUAUAGUAUUUCUUCAGCAUAUAUGUACUAAUAAUAGUAUGUCUAACAGAUAUUCAUCUGAUUUCAUGUAGAAAUGUGAUCGUUGUAAUAGUAAUAAUACUUGAAUACAAAGUUUCUGUAAUUCACGAA